UUUCGUUACAACAUCCGCUCUUCCGCGGUUUCCUUACUACGACUAGUAAAAUUAAAGCGUUUUAUUAUGAAUUUAAUAUAUAUACCUACUUAAAAAGCCGAUAAACUAUGAACGUUUUGCCUUAAACGCGAAAAUCAUGGCGAGGAUUGGAGACAUCAUUCAUCUUAACGUCGGGGGCAAAAGGUUUAGUACAUCCAGACAAACUCUGACAUGGGUUCCUGACUCGUUUUUCUCAAGUUUAUUAAGUGGACGAAUAUCAACACUUAAAGAUGAGACUGGAGCGAUAUUUAUUGACAGAGAUCCAUCUCUGUUUGCUCCCAUCCUCAACUUUUUGCGCACUAAAGAGCUUCACCCCAGGUCCAUAGAUGUUCACUUGUUAAUGCAUGAGGCAGAGUUCUAUGGGAUCACACCGCUGGUGCGAAAGCUGCAGUUGUGUGAUGAGUUGGAUCGCUCCUCCUGCGGGAACGUGCUGUUCAAUGGCUACCUGCCACCACCAGUAUAUCCGGUGAAGCGCAGAAACAGGCACAGUGUAGCAGGACCACAGUUCAUGGGUGGCCGUGCGGGGCCGGUGGAAAGAGCCCCUGUGAGGAGGAGUAACACAAUGCCGCCUAAUCUGGGCAACGCUGGGAUACUGGGCAAAGCUGCCAUAGAAGAAAAAGUUACAGGCCCAAUCUCUGAUCCAGGCAUGGUCAGAAUAAUAUGUGGUCAUCAUAACUGGAUUGCUGUGGGUUACGCCCAGUUUGUGGUCUGCUACAGGGUUAAAGAGUCAACUGGAUGGCAGCAGGUUUUUACCAGCCCUAGGCUGGACUGGGUGAUUGACAGAGUGGCUCUCAAUGCCAAGGUGAUGGGUGGUUCACUAGGGGACAACGAUAAGAUGGUUGCUGUGGCAUCGGGCACAGAAAUCAUACUGUGGGCAAUCUGUCCUGAUGGAAAUGGCAAUGAAAUUGGUGUGUUCAGUUUGAAUGUGCCAGUGGAGGCUUUGUUCUUCGUAGGAAAUCAGCUCAUUGCCACUAGCCACACGGGAAAAGUAGGAGUAUGGAACGCUGUCACUAAACACUGGCAGAACCAGGAUGUGGUUCCCAUCAACAGUUAUGACACAGCCGGAUCGUUCCUCAUUUUGGGAUGCAAUAAUGGAUCUAUUUACUACAUAGAUGUCCAGAAGUUUCCGUUGAGGAUGAAGGACAAUGAUUUGUUGGUGACUGAGCUGUAUCGAGAUCCCAGUGAAGAUGCUAUUACUGCUUUAAGUGUCUACUUGACGCCCAAAACAAGUGACAGUGGGAACUGGAUCGAGAUCGCAUAUGGCACUAGCUCAGGCACAGUGCGUGUCAUAGUGCAGCAUCCAGAGACGGUGGGAUCCGGUCCACAGCUCUUCCAGACCUUCUCUGUUCACCGCAGCCCUGUUACCAAGAUCAUGCUGUCUGAGAAACAUCUCAUCUCUGUGUGUGCAGACAACAAUCACGUCCGUACCUGGACGGUGACACGUUUCCGAGGCAUGAUCUCCACUCAGCCUGGCUCCACCCCCCUUACUUCCUUUAAAAUCCUCUCAUUGGAUGAUAUUGACGGUCAUGGAGGCUGUGCUGCCGGCACUGAAAUAGGUCCGUAUGGGGAGCGUGAUGAGCAGCAGGUGUUUAUCCAGCGUGUGGUUCCUGACACUGAUAAACUCUACGUAAGGCUCUCCUCCAAUGGGAAAAGGGUGUGUGAGGUGCGUUCGGUGGAUGGGACAUCCAUCACGGCGUUUGUGGUGCAUGAGUGUGAGGGAUCCAGCCGCAUUGGAUCCAGGCCCCGCCGGUACCUCUUCAGUGGACACAGCAACGGCAGCAUCCAGAUGUGGGACCUCACGACGGCGAUGGAGAUUGCAGGGAAAGUGGAUAUCAAAGCUCUCGGCGGUCCCACUGAAGAGGAGUUACUGGAACUUUUGGACCAGUGUGAUUUGGCACUGACCCGAACACCAGACAUGAGUCCUGCGGCGUCUCUCACACACUCCUCACGAAACUCCAUGUGCAGUCUUCACUCUCAGUUCAGUGAAAACGGGCGAGCUGCCAGUGGUUUCCGGGCUCCGAUUCCUCUGAACGGUAGUCUGCCCCGUCAGGCCCCGCUGAUUCCCUUCAGCAAACCUCGCGAGCUUCCACCCCACCUCGGUCUCAGCCAAUCCUCUCUUGCCAGCAACGGUAGCAACAGCCCGCACCCCGGCCGCACCCUUCUGGAGCGCGAGAAGGACCGGGACGGCCUCGGGUCCAUCCGAAGAGGCAGCUUUGUAGAGCGCUGUCAGGAGAGAGCCAAGUGCUCGGACACGGCAGGCCUGGACGGGGGGAGACGGAGUUUAGCCGUGUGCAGUGAGCUCGAGGCAAGACUCGGUCUCAGAAUGCCAUCGUCAUUCUCCGCCCUGCCAGCGGCGUGUUUGUCCACACCUUCAUCAUUAUCCUCAUCAUCAUCAGCAGCUGCAGCAUCCAUGAGAAGACCAGCUCCUACAGCACCAAGUCCUGCUCCUUCACCGCUCAGUCCAGCCAGAUCACAAACGCCCACGUCUCCAAGACGACCUGUGACCUCUCCGACCAGUGAGAGUCCGUCCAAUGAGAAUGUAACUGGGCAAGAAAGCCCCGCCUCUUCAUCUUCCACCAGCCCCAAACCUCAUAUGAAUGAAACCAGCUUCUGAGGGAAUUCAGCAUUCAAAUUUUAUAUAUAUUUAUGCACUAGGAGUCAAAAAAUUUUGACCAGUCAGAUUUUUAACGAAGUCUCUUCUGCUCAACAAGUCUGCGUUUAUUUGAUCCAAAAUACAGCAGAAUAUUGUGAAAUAUUUUUACUAUUUACUAUUUUACUAUAAAAUAACUGCUCUCUAUGUAAAUAUAUUUUAAAAUGUAAUUUAUUCCUGUGAUUUCAAAGCUGAAUUUUUAGCAUCAUUACAGUCACAAUUAUCUUUCAGAAAUCAUUCUAAUAUUCUGAUUUGCUACUUAAACAUUUAUUAUUAUUAUUAUUAUUAUUAUUAUUAUUAUUAUUAUUAUUAUGCUGAAAACAGACAAGUAGAAUUUGUUUAGGUUUCUUUAAAAAGAAACCCCAGAAAAACAGCAUUUAUCUGAAAUAUAAACUUUUUGUAACAUCCUAAAUGUCUUUAUCAUCAUUUUUGAUCAAUUUAAAGCAUCAUUGCUAAAUAAAAGUAUUAAUAUCUAUAAAUUAUUUUCCAAAAAAGACUCCAAGCUUGAAUAGUAUAGUGUUUAAUGCUGAUAAAUGCUGAUCUUUCUAUUCCCCAAAGAAUCCUGAAAAAAGUGUACUCAACUGUUUUAAAUAUUGAUAAUAAUAAUAAUAAUAAAAGUGUUUCUUGAACAGCAAAUCAGCAUAUAUAAAUGAUUUCUGAAGGAUCAUGUGACACUGAAGACUGGCACAAUGAUGCUAAAAAUUCAGCUUUGAUCAGAGGAAUAAAAUUAAUUUUAAAAUAUAUUCAAAUAGAAAAAUAUUUGUAAAAAUAUUUUACAAUGUUACUGUUUUGCUGUACUUUGGAUCAAAUAAAUGCAGAAGAGAAUUCUUUAAAAAACAUAAAAAAAUCUUACUGUUCAAAAACUUUUGACUGGUAAUAUAUAUACACACACACGCACUCACUCAUAUACAAAACAUAUAUCUUCUUUUAGAGCAGUAUUCACCAAAUCACAGGGUGCAGGGUGCCUUAAUAUUAAAUGUAGAAUUAUGAUGAAUGUAGAUUAUGAAAUAUCGCAUGUAAAUGAGUGGAAAAAAUUAAAAUUCACAUUCCAUGAGAUUCAAAACAAAAAAGGUGACGUUGAAGAACAAAGGAACAAAGUACUUUUUGUUGUGCAUAUUUACUGCAGACACUUAUAUUAAAGUGAAGGCAGAUUUGUUGCAUCAUAAUAUACAGAAGCUGACUGGCUUUUAAACCGAACUGUGUUUUUUUUUUUUUUUUUUUUUUUUAUUAUUAUUUUAUUUUAUUUGAAUAUACUUCGCAAACUUAAUAUGCAAAGACAGCUAAAAGUCACUGGAAAGUCGAAACACUGUGACUCUGGUGCGGAUUGUUUCUUUGGCUGGCUAAUGUUACUGCAUGAUCUUGAAAUGUGUGUGAACGUUGUUCAGACUAACAGGGUUAUGCAAUUAAUUUUUUUACUUUUUUUUUUUUUAUGAGCAAUGCUGAUACAGAUAUCUAUAGAGCAGGAUGGACUCAUUUAUAUAAUACAAUAUAAAGGUAGCAAAUAAGAUAUACACAACAUGGACGAAUUUAAAUGAAUACUUCUUUUACAUAAGACUCAAAAAUCACUUAAAACAGAAAAUGUGCAUUUUAACCUGACAAAACCAUUAGUAACAAAAACAUUACAGGUAGUUCUUCUAACAAAUAAAUUUUAAAGGGAUCGUA
This is a messenger RNA of Labeo rohita (rohu), 4351 nucleotides long. RefSeq names its product SH3KBP1 binding protein 1 (gene shkbp1). Gene Ontology annotation, molecular function: protein binding. NCBI's taxonomy places the organism in Eukaryota, Metazoa, Chordata, Actinopteri, Cypriniformes, Cyprinidae. Gene Ontology annotation, biological process: protein homooligomerization. The record is from RefSeq and is a predicted model, not a curated record.